Panonychus citri (citrus red mite) is the source of this 2984-nucleotide messenger RNA. RefSeq lists its product as uncharacterized. The transcript has 6 exons. Bases 1 to 831 code for a protein of 276 amino acids. The record is from RefSeq and is a predicted model, not a curated record. Lineage: Eukaryota; Metazoa; Arthropoda; Arachnida; Trombidiformes; Tetranychidae.
AUGGAGAUAUUCAAACUGGAUUUAAUCAGUGAUUCUUAUAAUAAUAUCAAUCAAUCUUACCAUAUAAAUGGUGUUGAUAGUGAUUCUAGUGAUGUAACAAUUGAUGCCUGCCGUCAGUUAGCGGCGACUUUUGUUGAUGAUAUAAUUAAAUUAGCAUCAGAAGAAGCUGUUAACCGAUUAAAUCAAUGUAAUUCAAGAAACAAUGACAAUAAACCUGGUAAAUUAAAGAAUCAGACUCCAUCCAUUCAAAUUGAUUUGAUAGGACCGCGAAGUCCCUCACCGGAAGAAGAGCUAUUUCCCUGGGUCGAAGAAGCGAGAAGAAGAGACCAAACAAUCAGAGAAGAGAAUGAAUCUGAAGAAGAUGAAAAGCAAGAAGAUCAUGAAGAUAAAGAAGAUAAAGAAGAAGAAAACAGUCAAAUAAUCACAAAAGAAGAAGAAGAAAAAAAUGAUAACCCAACAAGAGAACCCGAUGUAAUUAUAAGCAAUGGAAAAGUUGAUAGAAUCAAGAAUCGCGGUGAAUCAACUAAUGGCUUUGGAACCAGCGAUCAACCCGAGAAUCAACAAAUUGAUGAGACUCACAUGGAAGAGAUUCAUGAAUUUGCAUUGGAAUAUGUCAAGGAUAUCAUUUCGAAAGCAACUAUAUUGGCCUCUGAGAGAGAGCCGACUCACAUUUCUUUACGUUCAGAGCUUUCACAUCACCGAAUCUCGAGAGCGACAUCAAUCCCAUGGUUUGAGAGAUUUCGACAGAUUUUCAGACGUUUAAUAGCUCGAGCUUGUCUAUGUAAAACUAAACACGAUUCGAUGCAUUCAUUCAAGGAGAAUCCUAGUUAAUCCCUUUUCUUAGGAAAUCCCAUUAAGCCAAAAAAAUCAACAAUUCCAACAAAAAGUUAUCAACAGAAAAAUGAUUCCAUCUUCAUCCUCAUCAAUGUUCAUCUUUUUCUCUCUCAUUUUCUCGAAACGUUUCAACAAUCAGAACGUUUUUAUUUUCACAUUUCAUCGUAUUAUCUUCAGCUUAUCCUCCAUUUAAUAUUAUAUAUAAGAAACUCUAUCAACAUCACCAAGAGACAACAAUCAUUUCUUCAAGGACCAUAAUCAUCAAUCGACAAAAAGUAUCUCUCUCUCUCUCUCUCUCCUCCUACAAUUUCUCAUCAUCAUCAUAAUCCCAUGAAAUAUGAUUUUCAUGGUGUGUGUCAGAGGGAUAUGGAAGUGAGAAGAUGAUCAACAAGUACAAUAAUCAUCAUGGAACUGGAAAAAAAGUUCUAAUCGAUAAUUUUAUCUAUUGGAUUUUUCUUGGCGAAAUAUUUUUUAUCAUCAUCAUGAUUAUCAUCCAGAAUUCAUCUUCUUUUUUCAUUCAAUUAUCUUAUUCUCGUCUUAAUUGUCGUCUAACGUUUCCAACUUUUUUAUCAUCUCUCUCUCUCUCUCUCUCUCUCUCUCUCUCUCUCUCUCUCUCUCUCUCUGAAUCAGCUGAUCCUCAGGAUAAGCAAAGAAAUGACCAAAAGCCGAUUAAGUUGGUAAUCAACUUGAUCUGAAUAACAAAUCCAGAUAAAGCCAAUCAUUUUACCGUAUUAAUUAUCAAUCAUUAAUAAUCAAUGUAAAUUAUUAUUCAACUGAAUCAGUGAAAGAUAUCAAGUUAAUCAUGUGAGAUCGUCUUCCAUUGAUUUGGAUAAACAAAGACAUCAAGAAAUCAACGUAGGAAAAUUAAGUAAACCAAAAAAUGGAACCAAAACUAAAGAUGGACACUACAUGGUAAUGGUCAUCUCCCUAAUCGAGUAAAUCUAUUAUUGUUAUUAUUAUCAACUAAUUAUCAUCUUAAUCAUCAACAUUGAUCAUUAAUCAUCUUAAAAGCCAAGGUUUUUAUUCAGUGAUCGGUGUUUUUUUAAUUGUGACCAUCCUCCUCCUCCUCUUCCUCCUUGUCCACUGACCAAGACAACCUAACUGACCACUUCCCUUAUCCCUUUGCCUUAAUUAUUGUCAAUUGAAUUGUGAUUGGGAUUGAUAAAAGUGAUGAUAAUGAUGUUAUAUUGAUAAACAAUUAAGCCAAGAUCAUCAUUUAAUUUUAAUCAAUGGACCAUUUUUUUCUCAUCUUAAUCAUCUUCAUAUAUAUUUACAUAUAUUGUUAUAUAUUUGUAGUCAAAACUUUUUUGUUUCGCCAUCAAAAACAAAAACAAUUGGAAUCAUCAACACCCAACUAAUUUACUAAUUGCUACUAAUCAUAAUUUUCCAAUGUCUCCCUCCUUUGCCAUAAUUAUGUGUCAAUCUUUUAAAUAUUAUUAUUAGUUAAAACUAAAUGGAGAAAUUUUUUUAAUCAUCUAAUACGAAUUAACUAACAAGGGAAAAUAAUAAUUGUCCAAAUUGUCAGAUAGUUUGAAACAAUUAACUUAAUCACUAUUGUGGUUGUUUCAUCAUCAACUUCAAUCCGAUGUCAAUAUUACAGCAAUAAUAAUAAUAACUACUAACUAAUAAUUAUAAAGUAAUAAUAAUCUACAAUUAACUAAUCAAUCAAGAAAUUAAUAUUACUGUUAAAGUGAAGGGGAAAAAAAGAUGCAACAAGAAUCAAAUGACAUCGGGUUAAUUGUGCCAAUCAGUGAGUAAUUAAUUGUUAAUUAGCUAUUUCUUACUCACCUUAAUCAACUCUUAGAAUUGAUUAUUUAUAAAAAGGAGAAGAGGAAGAAAAAAUAAUCAACUAAUUGUUUCAAUCUAAUUUUGAUUCUAUCCUAACAUAUAUACACGCCCGAAAUUGAUGAUUACACAAUUGUGAUGAUUUAAUUACAUUGAGAGAUUUUAAUCUUUUAAUUGUAAUUGUAAUACUACAAUUCUGUUAAUUGUUUCACUUUGUUUGACAAUGAGAUAUUAAUUGUAACUCGUUGUAGCAUAUCAACAAUUGAACCAACUAUGAAAAAAGAAAACAAAAUAUUAUAAAUACAAAGACAUGUUACAGUUAAUUAAUUCACUUUUAAUUACAAUUAAAUAUGAUUAUUAUUGUU